AGGGCGUAUUACCGUGAUCGCCUGAUGCCGUUGGAAUGACCUGACCACAAAGAAAGCGCUCAGGCCGCAGGGUAAAGUGCACAGAGUCCUAGCUUGCUCAAUAUAAAUAAAGUCUAGGUCGAGGAAAUCAAAGCAGCCAGGCAGUCACAAUCCAUUCUCCUUGAGAGCCUCCGCUUGAUCAUCACUAUAUCAUCCUCAUCCAGAUUGCACACAACUCAGCUUUCUCAGUCAUGGCAACUAACUCUACCAAUGGUGCUUCUAAGCAGCACAAGUUCGACCCAAAUUUUACUCAGAGUGUCAUUGAUGCCACUGGUCCAAAAACAUCGCCGCGUAUGCGGCAAGUCAUUUCAAGUAUGAUACAGCACAUGCAUGACUUUGUCCGCGAGAAUGAGAUUACCAUGGACGAAUGGAUGGCUGGUAUUGACUUUAUCAACCAGGCUGGCAAAAUGUCAGACGAUAAGCGCAAUGAGACCCAGCUACUCACAGAUAUCAUAGGCCUCGAGUCUCUCGUGGAUGAGGUCACAUUCACGCUCGCCGGUGAAGCUAACGACGCUCCUACGGCCACCGCGAUCCUUGGCCCCUUCUGGCGGAAAGAUGCCCCUAAGCGCAAGAUGGGCGAGACAAUAGUGUUUGGGAUCGAGGAUGGAGAUCAUACCUGGAUGCAUGGCACAGUUACAGACUUCAAUACGGGAAAGCCAAUUGAGAACGCGGAGCUGGACGUCUGGCACACUGCUCCGAACGGCUUGUAUGAACAGCAAGAUCCAGACCAACCGGACAUGAACCUACGAGGGCGGUUCACCACGGGGCCGGAUGGAAAAUAUGACUUCUAUUGCUUACGCCCGACAAGUUAUCCUAUCCCAGAUGAUGGGCCGGGUGGGAAGCUUCUACAAUUGCUGGACAGGCAUCCAAUGAGACCGGCGCAUAUUCACUUUAUUGUCAGCGCCCCCGGAUAUAGGCCAAUAGUAACACAGAUCUUUGACCGUCGGGACGAACAUAUCAAGGAUGAUACCGUGUUCGCAGUCAAAGACUCACUCAUUGUAGAUUUCUUGCCCUUUGAAGGAGAUCCAAAGGCUCAGUUUGAGCUACCUUACGAUUUCAAACUUGCUUCCUUCGAGGCUGCUGAUGCAGAGGGGGCGACUACUUCUACUGGGCAUCUGUAGCAUGUGGAUUAGUGCGAUGUGACGAUCGAGUCGUCACUGGGGUCUGUAUAGCUCAUGUAGGCUUAGGUAUAACCGAUAUCAAUUUGGCGAUGGAUAAGCUAAAUUCGCCAUGUCGAUUGGUCUUCGAGUACCACGAAGAUAGCCUGCGAAAGUGACGACGUUGCGACGGUUCGCAAUGCGCGCGGGACUUGGGUCAUUAUAUUCUUCAAAUUGUGUUUGCUAUGGCACGUCUAAGGAGCAGCGUAUUAUUCACUCACUAACCCGGGUCUAGCCGGAUGGUCUGCCAGUACCCUGAUAGCACGAUCCACACUAUCUAACACGGCCACAAAUCAUCAACCACGUCUAGCGGGGUAGCGCCGCUGCAUUAAAUCGAAAUCUAAUAUCUGACCC
Messenger RNA from Pseudovirgaria hyperparasitica, 1550 nucleotides. Its product is annotated as aromatic compound dioxygenase. Bases 231 to 1160 code for a protein of 309 amino acids. Gene Ontology annotation, biological process: catechol-containing compound metabolic process. Gene Ontology annotation, molecular function: catechol 1,2-dioxygenase activity; ferric iron binding. The transcript has 3 exons. The record is from RefSeq and is a predicted model, not a curated record. Lineage: Eukaryota; Fungi; Ascomycota; Dothideomycetes; Acrospermales; Acrospermaceae.